Messenger RNA from Salvia miltiorrhiza (redroot sage), 1541 nucleotides. RefSeq lists its product as uncharacterized. Lineage: Eukaryota; Viridiplantae; Streptophyta; Magnoliopsida; Lamiales; Lamiaceae. The record is from RefSeq and is a predicted model, not a curated record. Gene Ontology annotation, cellular component: membrane. Bases 320 to 1237 code for a protein of 305 amino acids. The transcript is spliced from 2 exons.
CUUUCCAGUUGUACUCUUUUUUUUUUUUUUAUCUGCUAAAUAUAUUAAAUUUCUUCCCUUUUUUCAGCUUCUGCGAACUUGUUGCCUUGAUUCCUCAUGCCAGAAUCCCUUGUAUUUUUCCCACAGAUCCUCUUAUCUUAGGCAAGUUCGCGAUCCAUUUCUUUGCUGCUGCUACUGCAUCUCUGUAGCUAGAUUUGAUUUUCCACGGAUCGGAUUUUUCAACAGGAAAAGGGGAUAUGGCGGCCAUUAAAGCACUCUCGAUUUCUUGCUCUCUGCAUUUUCUGAAGAGGCUUGUUUGAAUCUCGGAUUGUUUUUCUCGAUGCUUCUAGCAUAUUUCUGCACAAUUCUUCUGUUCCAAGCGGCGAUUGCUCAACCGAGAUCGGAGCUCUCAGCUAUCGCGCUCGAUUCUCUGCUCCAGGACUACGCGUUUAGGGCUUUAGUCAGGCCGAAGACCGGCAUUGUCUACGACGGCAAUGUGCCGUCCAACUUGACCGGCAUCGCCGUGGCGGCGCUGCGGCUCAGGAGCGGCAGCCUGCGGCGGAAGGGGGCGGCGUACAAAGAGUUUCGCCUCCCAGUAGGUGUCACUGCGCAGCCCUAUGUUGAGAGGCUUGUGUUAGUCUACCACAAUUUGGGCAAUUGGUCUUCAUCAUACUAUUCUCUUCCCGGCCAGACGUUUUUAGCACCGGUUUUGGGGCUUUUAGCCUACGACGCUUCCAAUUUAUCGGCCAAAAAUCUCUCGGAGCUCGAUAUUAUGGCCGCCGCCGACCGCAUUUCGGUCACAUUUCCCGCGGUUCGGGCCGGGCCGGGCGGGUUACCGCCUAAAUGCGUGCAUUUCGCGUUGGACGGUAGCGUGGAGUUCGACAAUGUGGUGAAUGGGACGACUUGUUUGACUGCUGACCAGGGGCAUUACUCAAUUGUGGUGGAGACGGUGGCGGCGCCGGCGCCAGCGCCCAGCGGAGGUGCGCCGCCGAGUAUCCCCGCGAAGGGGAAGGGAAAGGGGAAGAAGAGGAUUUGGAUAAUUGUGGCUGCGGUGUUGGGAGGGGUGGCGCUGGUGUUGGCGCUGGCGGUGUUGUUUGCUUACGUGAGGAGGUGUCGGCGGCGGAAAAAGAUCCGGCGGAUGGAGCACGCGGCUGAGGUGGGGGUGCCGCUGCCGAUGACCGCCGUGGGGAACACGAAGGCGCCGGUGGCGAUGGAGACGCGGACGAAGCCCUUGCUGGAGAAUGAAUUUGUGCCCUAAUUUCUGCGACAGGUUGUAAAAGUAAUUGCGACAAGAAUCUGAAAAAGAAGGCGAGUAUGAGAGUGCGAGUAGGUAAAUACAAAUGACAGGCUGUUUAGAGAGACUCCAAAAAUAUGACAUUGUUUUGUAUAAAAACAACACACAAAAGGCAGCCUCAGUUGGGACUAGAGCUUUUACAUCACGUUGCUGCACGUGAACACCCUACUGCUUCAUUUUUAUUUUUCUAUUUUUUCUACUAAAAUUGUACAUUUACCCUUGUAACUCUAAACUUUUAUUCUCUUGAUUCAAAAAACAUUUUUUUUAA